This is a messenger RNA of Schistocerca gregaria, 3402 nucleotides long. RefSeq lists its product as uncharacterized. NCBI's taxonomy places the organism in Eukaryota, Metazoa, Arthropoda, Insecta, Orthoptera, Acrididae. The record is from RefSeq and is a predicted model, not a curated record. The transcript has 2 exons. Bases 165 to 983 code for a protein of 272 amino acids.
GGCGGUUGUUGAUAUUCUGUCGUCUUGCUCUGUACUGAAGUGUAUGUUUACAGUCGUCUUUGUGUUUUAUAUUUACAUAUUACUGAUCUUCAUUAUAAACAGAUUUUUUUGCUUUAAAUUUCACGAAGUUCACAGUGGAAUAGAAGAGAUUUCCUGAUGAAAAAAUGUUCACAAUUAAUCCUAAGAAUUUUCAACAUAACAAAUUUACAUUGAAAUACUCCUGCCAAUUCUUCAGCUGUUUAUCUGCAUAUUACAUGGGUUCAACGGAGAAAGUUAGCAACGAGCAUUUCUACAUCUUUCAAAAACUACCUCAAGAGUUGCUUCUGAAGUGGGAAAGUGUUUGUGAACUAUCACCAGAUAUGAACUGUGCUACUUAUUUUGUUUGCGAAAAUCAUUUUUUCGAAGAAGAUUUUAUGAAUAAAACUAGGCAGUGGCUAAACAGAGGUGUGUUUCGAAAACAUGUAGCAAUUGUUUCUAGUGAAGUUGCUAGUAUCAGCAGUAAAUCAGGUGAAACUGUUGUUAAUUGUGAAUUAGGGCUACGAAGCACUAGUGGUUCUAUGGCAAGUGCUCAUUAUGCAGCUGCUAAUACCAUAAGUGAAACUGGUGUUAAUGAGCUACAAAGCUUUAGUGGUGCUGUGGCAAGUAGUUUUCAUGCAGCUGUUAGUACCAGAAGUGGAUCUGGUGAAACUAGUGUUAACAGUGAAUUAGGCCUACCAAGCAUUAGUGGUGCCAUGGAAUAUCUUUAUUAUAGAGAUGCCAAUACCAGAAAUGAAACUGGUGUUAGUGAAUUACCUAGCACUAGUUGUGCUGAGGAGAGUAAUUCAUUGAGUGAUGCCUCUCUUAAAUUUUUUAUCUCCCCUCAAAAUGUAUCUGCAGACGGCGAGUACACAUUCUUAUCUGAAACAUUUUGUAGUGAGGAAAGUGGAGUUUUAGGUACACAGGUUUCAGAAUCAGACUUAACUCCAAGAAAAUCAAAAAUGUAAAAGACUCAUGAGAAUACUCUAACAAGGCUAUCAAAACUGAAAACAGAGCUACAUCAUGGAAAAUCAGAACUAAAAACACAAUGAGAUUUAUAUGACAGUAAUACUUUCUGUUUCACAGAAACUAAUUUAAAUUCUGUAGCCAAACAUUUCAUAAACACUCAAUUAAGUAAUGAUCAUCGAUCAGGAAAUGCAAGGUGAUGAGCAUUUGCUUUAUCCUUAUACGAGUGAAGUCUCCACCUACACAGAUAUUUGUCAGUUCAUGUUUAUCUUCCUUCUAUGAGGCAUCUGAAACCUAUUGUCUUCUAUACCUUUUGAACGACAAUUGAAUACUUCUGUGAUGAAUGUAAUAAAAGCAGAAGUCAGAAGUUGAGACAAUGAUCAAUAGUGAUAAAUAUUGUGCUUUGUUGUUUUAUGAAAUGUCUUUGAAGAGAGGGUUGCAGUGUGAUGUAGGCAAACUAGAAAUUUUAGGAUUUCAAAAUUUAGGUCAUUUGGGAAGGUCAAAUGUGCAAGCAAACCAUGCAUUAGUUUUCAUGAUUAGAAGCUUACAUGAAAACUGGAAGCAUGUUGUUGCUUAUUACUUCACUCAGAACUCAGUUUCAAGUAUCACUUUAAAAAGUCUUAUUCAAAAUGGUUCAAAUGGCUCUGAGCACUAUGGGACUUAACAUCUAUGGUCAUCAGUCCCCUAGAACGUAGAACUACUUAAACCUAACUACCCUAAGGGCAACACACAACACCCAGCCAUCAUGAGGCAGGGAAAAUACCUGACCCCACCGGGAAUCGAACCCGGGCGUGGGAAGCGAGAACGCUACCACACUACCAUGAGAUGCGGGCAAAAGUCUUAUUACCUGUGUCAUAAGGCAGUUGCUAUAAAUAGGGCAAAAUGUUGUUAGGACAGUUUAUGACCAGGGUGCAACCAUCCAGAGAGCACUGAAUGAUCUCCACUGUGAGAAAUUUACUGCGUCCAGUUCAUUUCUUAGUCAGUGAUGAACCUAUUGCAGUAAUUUAUUAUGUCUAUUAGAGAGUGCUAGAAAUGCUUUGCUAGGAAAUAAAAUACAGUCUGGAUCUAAGAAAGAGGCCAGUUUUAAAUUUAUUCUGAGGACUUUUCCUCUGGAUCAGCAGAAGAUGUUUGAGAUGUUGCCAAAAUUACAGAGGAAUUACUUUGAAUUUAAGGAUUCUUUUAAUAAAAUUAAAGUUAGAGUAGCUGCAGCCCAGCUUGGUCAUACAGUUGCCACAGUUAUUGAAACUUAUGAUGCAUUUAAUAUUUUACCUGCUGAUUCAAUAUACACUGCAGAAUUUGUUGGAAAGAUGGAGUACUUUUUCGAUCCACUGAACAGUUCCCAUUAUUAUAAACAAGAUGGCAAAUCUUAUAAAUGUGCCCUCUCUGUUGACUUCUCAUGUCUUGAAAUGUAGUAUAGUCUGUUAAAGGAAAUGGAAAACAGGAAAGUGUUGGAGCAAGGCACAAGGAGAGACAGAACAAAAAUUUCUGGCAGACAACAAUAGAAUCACUGAGGUUCAUUUGAAAUAGAUUUAAAAAUUGGCUUUAAUUUUUUAAGCAUGAGAGCUUUCAGUCAAAACCCACUGCAGAAUGUAUUUUGUUGUGUGAGACAGCAUGGUGUUGCGAACACCAACCCAACUUGCUUUCAUUUCAAAGCAGCAUUGAAAACAGUUGUUGUCAAUAACAUGUCCUUACUGGUAAAUUCACUAGGUAAUUGUAAGGAUGAUAGAUGCAUGCCAUUAAGCAAUUUAAGGCAAUUUUUGGGAGCAGGUACUGAUAGCUUUCUUGAUUCCACAACAGACCCAUUCCAUUAUUGAUCAAAGUCCUUUAUACAGUGCCUUUGCUGAUAAUGAAGUUGCUACUACUACUACUACUACUGCUACUGCUGCUGCUGCUGCUGCUGGUGGUGGUGGUGGUGAAGGAUAUGAUGUAAUAAAUGAUAGACAAGCACUAGCAUAUGUAGCUGGUUACAUUCUACAAAACACUUGAAAGCAAAUGUAGUGUCUGUAAAACAAGUCAGUUGGCACCAACACCCACAGAAUAUCAUUUGUUCACAUGUUUCAAGGAAUAUGAUGCUUUAAACCCAUAAUUAUUGUUUGUUAGUAAAAGCUUAAUAUCCUUUAUGGCAAAAGUUCAUAGUCAGUUGCAUGCAUUUUUAGACAAAUGUGAACAGCAGGAAAAAUUGGAGAAUACAUUCUAUUUGGUGUUUAAGUUUAUAGAAAAAAUUUAAUUUUUCUUAACAGUAUAUUUUAAGAAAAUGUGUACCUCUUUUGAUUUAUAAGUAUGUGAGAGGUUGGAAACACGCCAUUGAUAAUAAGAUUAAUGUUGUUAAAAAUAAAACUAGUAAAAGGUUUAAAGCUGUAUAACAGUUAAGAGAAAAAUUUUAUUUUGUGCUUGAGAAAUAAAAAGUAAGUUUUGUUUUCA